Nezara viridula (southern green stink bug) is the source of this 5895-nucleotide messenger RNA. The record is from the annotation of a GenBank genome assembly. Lineage: Eukaryota; Metazoa; Arthropoda; Insecta; Hemiptera; Pentatomidae.
GUUUACCAUUGGUUGAAACAACUAAGAUUUCAAAUAAGUUAUUUCUGUUUAGUUUGAUUUAUUUUAGUAUGCUAUUGUCAUUUUUGUAAUGUGUGGUUGUAAAAUGCCUCUUAGCAGCUCCAAUCUAAAUAUUUUGGAUUUGUGUCGUUUAUGUCUCGGUAAAGAUAAUAAUUUAAUACCGGUUUUAAACAAUAAUGUAAUAGGUAAUCAACUAUGUGAUAAAAUAAGUGUUUGUCUCACAGUUGAGAUAAAAAAUGAAGAUGAAGUGUCACAAAAGAUAUGCAAUCAUUGCUUAACGAAAGUGGAUUCAUUUUUCGAAUUCCGGAAUUCAACAUUAGAGUGUCAGAAAGUUUUACAAAGAUGGGCUAGUGGAGAAAAACAAAAAACAAUUGAAAGUGAAAAUGCUGCCCUAAAUAGUAAGGAUAUAUCCAAAGGAAUAAAAGAGAAGGAUAACACUGAACUUAAUAAAACUAAUGAGUGUGAUAAAUCUGAAGUUGAAAAUAAUAGUAGAGGACAUUCUGACAGUAGAUACGAUGAGGAAAAUGUUACUCAAGAACUCAUUAGAUUCUAUAAAUCUUUGGCUUCCGAAGGUCAAACUCCGGCUUCUGUUAUUUCAAGAGAAAGGGAAGUUCCAGGACCUUCGGGCAUCCAGGAAUGCAAUAAAAAGUCACCCCCAGAGGAAGGAAGAUUAAAAGGAACUGUUCAUAAUAAAAGGAAAAAAACAUCUGUUACUGUCGAUCCUAAAAAGAAAAAAACGUCAGAAACUGCUGAUCCUAAAAAGAAAAAAAUGUCAGAAACUGCUGAUCCUAAAAACCAAAAAAUGCCGGAAACUGUUCUUCGUAGAAACAGAAAAGUGUCAGAAUUUUUUGAUCAUAAAAGAAAAAAAGUGUCGGAUCGUCUAAGAAAAAAAAAAUCAGGAACUUUAGAUCGUAAAGGGAAAAAAGUUUUAGGAUCCGUUGAUAAUAAUAGAGAAAAAAUGUCAGAGCUGAAAUGUGGGGAAUGUGAAGUGGAAUGCAAGACAGGUUCAUUAUUAAGAAAUCAUAUCAAAGAAGCACAUGGUACUUAUGCCUGUGAUUGUGGCGCCAAAUUUACAUCAGCCAAGUACCUCGCCAGGCAUGAAUCAAGGCACAACGCCAAGCCAACCAUACCUUGUAAGCUUUGUAGUAAGCUAUUCUUAACAACUUCAGAAAUGAAAGAUCAUCAGAAAUCCCACCAAGUCGGUCAACAGCUCAGCUGCCAUUUAUGUAGUUACGUUACCUUUUUUAAGUCUAAUUUGGUCAGGCAUGUGAAGAGGCAUAACAAAGAGUAUACAGUCUAUUGUGAUUCUUGCGAUGAAGGAUUUUUCAGUAAAGAUGAACUGCGUACGCAUCAAAUAAGGAAACAUGGAGCUGACCCUUAUUUCUGCCAUAUGUGCAGAAAAACAUUUUCCAGUAAAUGUUAUUUACUCGAACACAACAAAACUAUCCAUUACAUAAAAACAAGAGAUUUUUUGUGCGAAACAUGUGGAAAAGAUUUCAAAACUAAAGCAGCCAGCAGGAGGCAUAUGAAACUCCACCUCGGGAUCAAGUAUGAGUGUCACACGUGCAAGAAAACCGUCAACAGUGCAUAUUCUCUAAAGAAACAUAUGAAAACACAUCUGGGGGAAAAGAAUGUGGUUUGUCAUGUAUGUGGCAAGGCGUUUAUAGACACUAAAUACAUGGCUGCUCACCUUCGUACUCAUACUGGAGAACGUCCCUUUGUAUGUCUAGACUGUGGGAAGCGCUUCACUCAGGCCACUACUCUCAAGAUUCAUAAAAGGUCUCACACAGGUGAACGUCCAUAUUCGUGUCGGCAGUGUGGUGCCAGCUUUAUUACUAAUACUCUCCUUACCAAUCAUAUCAAGAGUCAUUUUAGUCAUUUUCUAAGUGAUAAACCUCAAGAACAACUCUCUCAAAGUGAAUCACCCACAGAUAAACUCUCUCAAAGUGAACCAUCAAAAGAUAAACUCCCUCCGAGUGAACCACCUAAAGAUAAACUCUCUCAGAGUGAACGACAUAAAGAUAAACUUGCCAAGGUUGAACCAUCUAAAGGAAAAAUGCUUCAGAGUGAACAGCCUAAAGAUAGAUUCGCUAAGAGUGAACCAUCUAAAGGAAAACUCCCUCAAAGUAAGCCACCUAAAGAUAAACUCUCCCCAAGUAAACCAACUAAAGAUAAACUCCCUCAGAGUGAGCCGUCUCGAGAACAACUCCCUCAGAAUGAGCGGCCUCGAGAUGAGCUCUCUCAGAGUGAGCCACCUUGGAAACAACUCUCUCAGAUUGAGCAACAUGUUUCUAAUGGAAUCUUAGAGCUAGCAAAUGCAGCUCUCCAGAGUGAAAAACUCUCAGGUGGACAAGUAGCUUAAAAUAAAUUUUAGACCAAUGUUAAUGUUAUGGUCUAUGUUCUUUUUUAAAUGGUAAUUUGAAUAAAUUCGUUUAUCAUUAUUAGUUACUUAACUUAUAGUCAAUUUGUAUAAAAUAUCAUUUGUUAUUUAUUCCUGUAGCAAAGACUAUUGUGUUAAGUUCAAGUUGCCCAUUCCUGUACAUAAUUCUACUACCUAUUUCUUUUCUAAUUUUUUUGUUUUUUAAUCAUAAUUUAAUACCUGUUCGAAGCACCGUAUUACCCAAAUUUUGCUUCUCUUCAUCUGUUUUAGUGAUCCUGUCAUUUAUUCCGUCAAACAUCUUUUAGCCUACCAUUUUAUUUAUAAUUUUCAUCCACAUCAAUUAUAAAUGUAUUGUAUAUGAUGGGUUUACUGGCUAAUUCUAUGAUAAAUAUCCGAGGUUUAAUUGGGUCUCCCCAAAACUUUCAUUUAACCAGCCUUCACUUAGAACUGAAGUUUAUUUCCUCUUCUUUCUUUAAAUUUUGCCCAUUCCACUAUUCUAUAAACUCCACACGCUAACUUUCAGUACACAGCACAAGUUAAUACUUACUAAUCUUUCCUUCAAUACUUUGGGAUUCACUCGCUUAUUAUAUUUAUUAUGAUCCUUGAUGAUGAUAAUUGAUAAUUAGCAUAUAUAUUUUAAAUUCUUACUUAUAUUUUAUAUUAUUUAAAAGCAGAAUCUUUAUUUAUUUCAUCCUGUGUUCCAUGAACACUUAUUGAUUAAUAAGAAAAUAAGUUAUCUACAUAUUAAAUAAAUUGUUGAAAUAUUUUGUUGCUAAAUAAAAAAUUUAUGAAAUCUUAGUAAUAGGUCUAUUGAUCAAUUACAAAAUAAAUAAUUGAAUGAACAAGAAUAUGAAAAAAAAAGUGCUUCAUUGAGUUCCUAUCUAUAAGAAGUACAGGUAAGGGAAACUAGUCAUUAAAGUUUCUGAAAAAUUGCCCAACCCUUACUUUUUUUUUACUUAUCAAAUGUAAUUUACCUUUUUUAAUCUUAAUUAGGUAGUCCAAAUUUAUGUUAUAAUAUUGACACCAGGCCCUAGUACUAAAAAUGUAAUCUGGCCCUCCCAUCUGUGAUGUAUAUGAUCCAAUUAGUUUCAAAAUCGCCUCAAUCCAUAUACAGAAAUUUUACAGGAGAUAAUAAAACCAUAUGAUUAUACCAUAUUGACUUAGAUAAUUCAGUGAGUGAAUUUAAACCUAUUUUUAUAUUGAGAUGCUUUGGAUAUUUAUCAGGUCUUUUAGCUGUAAUAGGUGAUGAUAAUAAUAAAUAAAUAAUAAUUCAUUGAGAAUUUACAAAAUAAAAAGUUUUCCUUCUAUAAAAAAAAAAAAUGUGGAUAAAGCUGUUAAAAUGUUUGCAUAUAUUUUUACAAUGUACAAUUGUAUAAAAAAAAAAAAAAAUUUUAAAACUCCAAUACAAACUAAAUUAUAUUUAUUGGUCCAAGAAACAGAUUUAUUCCCCCUUCUCCGCUUCCCCCUGCACACAAUUUCCAGAUCUAAAUUGACUUUGAAAUUUAGUUAAAAGUAUAUAUUUUCAAAAUUUAUUUACUUCAUAAACUAUCGCAAAGUUGUUACUAAAUUUAUUUAGAGAGAAAUGCUGCCUUAUAAUAUCAUAAUAUAGUAUUAUUACUAUCACUGGAUUAUAUUACAUUUUUUUUUCUCCUUUAUUUAUUUUAAUUAUAUUACAUUCUCUCCCAUUCCAUGUUUCUGCUUUGCAGUGAUUCUUCACUAUUUCAUAAUUUAAAAUAAAAUUUCUAUAUAAAAUAACCAAUAUUAGACUUUCAAGUUCAGACGCAUCCAAAGCCAAAUAAGUUGAAAUAAAUAAAAUAAUUUUUGUUUUUAAUUUAUUAUAAACUUCAUUAUUUCUGGAAUGAAUCAUAUUUUCAGUCGCUAUUGCAUAUUUUUUUUUGAUAAUUGGAGACAUGUAAAAUGUUAUUAAUAAUAAAAAUAUUAACACGUUCUUUUUUAAAAUUGACUGAUGUUAAAUUGUAAAAAAGUAAAAUCUGUGAGCAUUAUUGGAAUUUUAUUUUGUUAUGUCGAAGAGAGACAAAUUUUCUAAUUUACCUUUUUAUUAUUAUUAUUUAUUUUUUUAGUUCAGGAGUAGAAAAGUUAUUUGUUUCAAGUUUUGUUAUCAAUCCAUUUCUUAAAAUACUUGCAAAUUACAAUGAGGAAAUUAUCCGAGCAACAUUUAUAUUAAGAAAAAAAUGUAUGUAAUGUAAAUAUAUGUAUUAUUUUUAUCACGCCAUAUAGCUGUACUUAUGUGACAAAAGUUACCUUAUAGUAUCUAAAAAUAUUUUAUUUUUUUUAUAUUAAAAAAACAUUGAGAAGUUUUCUGAAUUAUCAGUUACAAAUUUAUUUUCCAUGUAAGAAAUUUAUUGUUAUAUUCGAAGCCAAAAGUUUUCUCAUUUUAAAGAACAAUUUACAUUCAUAAAUUGUGCACGAUGCUAUUUUUUGAGAGAUCAUCCUUUAACAAUUUCAGUUCAAAAACAUAUUUCUUUAUUAUUUUUUUAGAUUGUAUAACUAAUAUAUUAUUCCAUUAGUUUGCAAUCUUCUAUGUGUUCUUGUGCUAAAUCAUUGUCCAAAUCCCUCUCCUUUUGAGGACAAUGCAGUGUAUGUAUGAUAUUGUAUAAUUUAUUUAUAAUAUAAUAUGUUUAAUUUAUUUUAUAUUAUUAUAUUAUCAGUGCCUCAAAUUGUGAACUUAGAGACUUUUCUGAAGGAAUUUCUAUUUAAACUGUUCUUUCAGCAUGUUAAAUAUGUUUUAUAAAAGUGAUUUUAUGGUUGUACAUUACUUCACUACCAUUAUAGAAUAAAUAUUCUAGAAAAAAUUGUUGUUUUUAAUUUCAUAAGUUUUUUUUUUGUUUCUAUGUGAAAAUUAUAUAUAUACAUAUAUAAAAAAAUGUUAUUUCUAUAAUAGUUUAAUGAUAUAAACUAGAAAAUUAUGAGCAAAAAUAAUUAAGGAUAAACAUCAUAAACCAUCUGUCCUAAUUAUUUUUGUCAUAAUAUAGUGCAAUGAUCUUAGUUAUUGCAAAUAGUACACUUUUGAUGGACGUAAACCUAAGGCUGACCGGUCACCGAAAGCGCAGCUGAGCUGACCUGAGGCAGCUUCCAAAACUGAAUCUCGGUCGAGCCAAAGCUUCUGCUGGCUUUCAUUAAAUUAUAACCUUUGAUUCGGUUUUGGAAGCUGACUCAGCUCAGCUCAGCUGCGUUUUCGGUGGGCGGUCAGCCUAAAAGUAAGUAGUUGUGAGUUUUGAUGUUAUUUAUCAAUGCAAAUAAAAAUUAAAAACAUGAAAAUUAUAUAAACCCUUUGACAUGAGAAAAAUGGCUUCGCUAAGUGCACAAGGUUCUUAUUUUAUCCUGGAAAAAAUCAUCAAGUGAUUUAAUUUAAUGAUUUUCUGCAAUAAAUCAAUGUUAUACUCAAUAUUUUUUGCUGAAAUAUAUAGAUUAUUGUUUCUUUUACGCUACAUUUAUAGUACAUUUUUACAAAUAAAGUUUCAUGUUAUUUAUCUUUA